CUGCAGGUUGCAGUAGCUCGGCGCAGGACAGACAUUAAUUAUAUUUCCCACUUUUUUCAAUAAUGUUUGGCUACUCGGUUCAGCGAGGAAGAAUGCCUCCAACCCAGCCCAACCCCGGCCAGUACGCACUCACCAACGGGGACCCUCUCAAUGGCCACUGCUACCUGUCCGGCUACAUCUCGCUGCUGCUGCGCGCCGAGCCCUACCCCACGUCGCGCUAUGGCAGCCAGUGCAUGCAGCCCAACAACAUCAUGGGCAUCGAGAACAUCUGUGAGCUGGCCGCGCGCCUGCUCUUCAGCGCCGUCGAGUGGGCCCGCAACAUCCCCUUCUUCCCGGAUCUGCAGAUCACCGACCAGGUGUCCCUGCUCCGCCUCACCUGGAGCGAGCUGUUCGUGCUCAACGCGGCCCAGUGCUCCAUGCCCCUGCACGUGGCGCCGCUGCUGGCCGCCGCCGGCCUGCACGCCUCGCCCAUGUCCGCCGACCGCGUCGUGGCCUUCAUGGACCACAUCCGCAUCUUUCAGGAACAGGUGGAGAAGCUCAAGGCGCUGCACGUGGACUCGGCCGAGUACAGCUGCCUCAAAGCCAUCGUGCUGUUCACGUCAGAUGCCUGUGGCCUGUCGGAUGCCGCCCACAUCGAGAGCCUGCAGGAAAAGUCCCAGUGUGCAUUGGAAGAAUAUGUGAGGAGCCAGUAUCCCAACCAGCCCAGCCGCUUCGGCAAACUGCUGCUGCGACUGCCCUCCCUGCGCACAGUGUCCUCCUCUGUCAUUGAGCAGCUCUUCUUCGUCCGCUUGGUAGGUAAAACCCCCAUCGAAACUCUCAUCCGAGAUAUGUUACUGUCUGGGAGCAGCUUCAACUGGCCUUACAUGUCCAUCCAGUGUUCCUAGACCUUGGGCACUUCCCAUCUUCCCCUGCUUCCCCUAGAGACUCAGAGGACUCACCCAGGCCAAGGACCCCAAAGCCUCGGGUACUCUGGUGAGGUGGACCAGGCAGGCCAGCCGAGGGGGAGGUGGGCUGGGGACAGAAGCAGCCACUCAGCAAAAAUGCAUCCUGAGCUGCAAACCUAGGAGAAAAAGAGACUCUUUUAGGAUCAGAUCUGUGAGCACGUUGGAAAGGAAAGAAAAAGGAUUUUUCUUUCUGGUGGGAAAAUGAAAA
Dipodomys ordii (Ord's kangaroo rat) is the source of this 1152-nucleotide messenger RNA. RefSeq names its product COUP transcription factor 1. NCBI's taxonomy places the organism in Eukaryota, Metazoa, Chordata, Mammalia, Rodentia, Heteromyidae. Bases 63 to 884 code for a protein of 273 amino acids. Gene Ontology annotation, molecular function: nuclear receptor activity; RNA polymerase II cis-regulatory region sequence-specific DNA binding. Gene Ontology annotation, biological process: negative regulation of transcription by RNA polymerase II; positive regulation of transcription by RNA polymerase II; cell differentiation. The transcript is spliced from 3 exons. The record is from RefSeq and is a predicted model, not a curated record.